This is a messenger RNA of Geosmithia morbida, 1116 nucleotides long. RefSeq names its product Short-chain dehydrogenase. NCBI's taxonomy places the organism in Eukaryota, Fungi, Ascomycota, Sordariomycetes, Hypocreales, Bionectriaceae. The transcript has 4 exons. The annotation marks the transcript as partial. The record is from RefSeq and is a predicted model, not a curated record.
ACAGACGAAUCGCCCAUCAUGCUGUCUCUAGGCUAUGCGCGACCUUCUAUCAUGCAGCAGAUUCUACCCGGAAAGCCCAAGUUUACUGAAAAGGACCUCCCCGAUCUCGCUGGCAAGGUCUGCAUCAUCACCGGAUCCAACACAGGUGUAGGCAAGGAAGCGGCGCGCAUCCUGUACGGCGCCAACGCAAAUGUCUACCUGGCCUGCCGAACGGAGAGCAAGGCCCGGGCUGCCAUUGACGAGAUCAAGGCGGCCUUGCCUGACUCCAAGGGCAAAGCCGAGUUCCUGAAGCUGGACCUGGCCGACCUCGCGUCCAUCAAGCCCUCCGCCGAGGCCUUCGUCGCCAAGGAGACCAGGCUGGACGUGCUCAUCAACAAUGCCGGCGUCAUGAUGCCGCCCAAGGGCUCUAAGACGGCCCAGGGCCAUGAGAUGCAGAUGGGCACCAACUGCUUGGGCCACUUCCUCUUCACCCAACUGUUGACCCCGACUCUCAAGGCGACGGCCGCCCAGGAGAAGCCUGGAGCCGUGCGCGUAGUGUGGACUGCCUCCGUCGCCACGGAGCUCUACUCCGUUAAGAACGGCGUCGACAUGCCUGCCCUGAACAAGGGCAAGGAGUCGUACGUCGACGCCUACCAGCCCAUGACGCUCUAUGGCAACAGCAAGGCCGGCAACUACUACCACGGUACUGAGUAUGCCCGCCUUCACAAGGAUGACAACAUUGUCAGCGUGGCCGCCAACCCUGGAAACCUCGACUCCGACCUCUACCGUACCGUCGAUAACCAGACCGGCUACAUGAAGCCCGCUCUCCAGGCCUUUACCAAGUUCAUGCUCUUCCCUUCCGUCUACGGAGCCUACACCGAACUGUUCGCUGGAUUUUCCCCAGAAGUCACUAUGGAGAAGACGGGCGCAUGGAGUAGGUUCCCAUCCUUUACUAAACCCACCCCACCUCCCUCCUCCCCCCCCUUCUUCGAGAAACAUGUCAUGCUCGGCCCAUGGGGACGUUUCUUCAGCAUGAGGCGUGACAUUGCCGAUGGUGCCAAGCCUCUCCCUGACGGCAACAGUGUCGCCCAGCAGUUCUGGAACUGGUCCACAGACCAGGUCAAGGAAUACCUCUAA